AUGAUCGUUCAAUCGACACCAGUCAUAUUAAAACAACGAAAUCAAGUUAAUCGAGAAUGUCUUUAUGCAUGGUAUCCAGAAGUUGUAACAGAUACAUCAAUAACAACACCAAUGGGACCACGCGAUAUUUAUAUUCAUAAAGGAAUCGACAAAGAUCUUAUACAACAAAAUCUACCAAUAAAUGGAUUAAUCAAUGGUUGUAAUAAUAAUAACAAUAGUAAUAAUGAACUUCUACAACGUUAUGGACAAAGUAUGGUAUCAAGUGAACGCAUCUAUCAUUCAGCAGAAACACUUGAUGAAGCAUUAAGAACACCAUGGGCAUUACAUUAUGAAAUACAACGAAGACCAGCAACACCAAAUCCACCAUCACAUUCUACUAAUACUACACGUGAAGAGAUGCCACGUCGUUUGAAGAGUGCUCCAGUUGUUCGUUCACUUCCACUAGCAUCCAUUCUUACAGUUCCCGAACCACGAUUUAUAACUCCUAUUGUUCCAGUUACAACAAAUGAAAUACCACGAUCACCAUUAUCAACAAUACCUCGAGUUCGAGCUUCAUCAGCUAAAGCACGUCUUAAUACAACAUUUCCUAUUUGUAAUGAAUCAAUAGAUGAUAAUAUAAAACAACAACAUCGAGAAAUUAAAUCAGCUCAAGGUAUUCGAUCAAAUGAUGAAACAAAAUUAUCCGAUGAAGAAAAUCAAAAAAGUUUUACCCUAUUUUAUUCUGAUGGUGUAAUGCAACAGCAACAACAAGAACCACCAUCUACUCCUCCAACACCGCCACUACCUACAAAUGUUUAUAAAAAAUCUGUUAAUUUUUGUCCUCCGAAUGAACUACCAUCAACACCUGUCAAUAAAAAACUUCUUCGUACGAAAAGCGAAUAUAGUUCUAUUCCUCCUAAUUUACAUUAUAUUCAUCGUCCAGGUGUUGUUUCCGUAACAAAUAUUGAUAAACCACCUAUAGUACGAGAAAAUUCAGCAUCUAGAAAAACAAAUAAACAUAAUCGACGACAUCAUCAUCAUCAUCAUCAUCAUCGUGAAAAACGACAUGAACCAUUACUUGCUCUAACACCUAUGUUACAAUCAACAAAAUUACCUGUUGAAUUUGAUGGCAUUAAAUUAAUAUAUGAUUCAUCAUUAACAUUAGAUGAUCCAUCAUUAAAUUUAACAAAAUAUUUUAUUGAAGGACGUCUAUAUUUAAUCAAAGGUCAAUAUUAUAAUGUUUUUGAAAAUAUUGAUCCAAAAAUGAUUGAAAAAUAUAAUGAAAAUUUAACUCUUCCUCAACGUCCAAAAUAUUAUCAAACAAUACCAGUUGAGAAAUUUCAACUACCUAAACCACCACCAGAAUUACAUUAUAAUGCAUCAGAAACAUAUUUUUAUAAUACAUUACCAAAACGUUCACAUCGUUAUGUAGUUGACCCAAACUUUAUUUCAGAAAAUCUUAGUGUUAAUAAAAUCUCUAUGUUAAAACGACCAUUAACACCAACUGUUGUUCAUUCAACAAUUAAUGAUAUCAAUCGGCAACAAAAAACACCAACAACUGUUUAUACUUGA
Rotaria sp. Silwood2 is the source of this 1551-nucleotide messenger RNA. The record is from the annotation of a GenBank genome assembly. Lineage: Eukaryota; Metazoa; Rotifera; Eurotatoria; Philodinida; Philodinidae.